Messenger RNA from Psammomys obesus (fat sand rat), 1914 nucleotides. RefSeq names its product paralemmin-2. Gene Ontology annotation, cellular component: membrane. The record is from RefSeq and is a predicted model, not a curated record. The transcript has 7 exons. Lineage: Eukaryota; Metazoa; Chordata; Mammalia; Rodentia; Muridae. The coding region runs from base 341 to 1471 and encodes 376 amino acids. Gene Ontology annotation, biological process: regulation of cell shape.
UGUUGCCCUGGUGCCCACAGUUCUAUCUGAGGCGGCGAAUCACGCGCGCAGGCGGGGCUCUGUGCAGGCAGGCGCCUUUGUCCCUCCCGGCUCUGGGUCCGGGCUGGCUCCUGGGGCACCCGCGGAACCCGAGUCUUUUCCAGGGGAUGUCUGGGUAACCUGGGGUCGGUCCCAAUUGUUUCCUGCUCUGUGGGGUUAUCUCUCGACUGGGAGAUCCAGUCUAUGGUGUUGUGGGCCCACAGUUCAGUCUGGGACCGUGACCAGAUCGCGCUGGCGGGUAGCUCUGGGCUGGCGACCAAGCGCCUGGCGGAAUGGGGAUCUCUUCCGCGGUUUUGCCGGGAUGGCAGAGGCGGAAUUGCACAAGGAGAGGCUGCAAGCCAUAGCAGAAAAAAGAAAGAGGCAGACAGAAAUAGAGGGGAAGAGAAGACAGCUUGACGAGCAGGUACUGCUGCUCCAGCAUUCCAAGUCCAAAGUGCUCCGGGAAAAAUGGCUGCUGCAGGGUGUACCAGCAGGCACAGAGGAGGAGGAGGAAGCCAGGCGCCGGCAGUCUGAGGAGGAUGAGUUCAAAGUCAAGCAGCUUGAAGAUAACAUUCAGAGGCUGGAGCAGGAAAUACAAGUGCUCGAAAGUGAGGAGUCCCAGAUAUCUGCCCAAGAGCAGAUCAUCCUCGAGAAGCUGAAGGAGACAGAGAAAUCCUUCAAGGACUUGCAGAAGAGCUUCUCCACUGCUGAUGGAGCUAUAUACGCCAUGGAAAUUAAUGUGGAGAAAGACAAACAAACAGGAGAGACCAAGAUUCUCUCUGCAUCCACCAUUGGCCCAGAGGGGGUCCAUCAGAGAGGAGUCAAAGUCUAUGAUGAUGGUGUCAAAGUAGUGUAUGAGGUGCACUCAGGAGGCACUGUGGUAGAGAAUGGAGUCCACAGAUUAAGCGCAGAGGAUGUGGAAGAGCUAAUUCAGAAGGCUGGACAAUCGAGCUUCAGAGGACAUAUCUCAGAAAGGACUGUUGUUGCAGACGGGAGCCUGGGCCAUCCCAAAGAACACAUGCUCUGCAAAGAAGCCAAGUUAGAAAUGGUGCAGAAGUCCAGGAAAGAUCACUCUUCAGGAAACCCCGGGCAGCAGGCCCAGCCCCCCAGCACAGAAGGGCCAGAGGCAAACCUGGAUCAGCCCGUCACCAUGAUUUUUAUGGGCUACCAAAACAUUGAGGAUGAAGAGGAGACUAAAAAGGUGCUAGGCUACGACGAAACUAUCAAGGCCGAAUUAGUCCUGAUCGAUGAAGAUGAUGAGAAGUCACUAAGAGAGAAGACGGUGACGGACGUGUCCACCAUCGAUGGAAACGCAGCUGAGCUGGUGUCCGGGAGACUGGUGUCAGACACCACAGAACCCUCAUCUCCAGAAGGCAAGGAAGAGAGCCUAGCCGCAGACCCCGACCCAGGUACCCAAAAGAAAAAGCGCUGUCAAUGCUGUGUUGUCAUGUGACCACUUCUUUCUCCUCCUCUUUCUUCCGGGCAGCCUGUCUACUCUCCACCUCUUAAAUAGACCUCACUGUACCACUAACUGCGAUACUGUGAACUGGAAGCAAACACCUGCCUUGCCUCGCAGUUGGAUUUGCUUUGAUCUCUCACUCACAUCUCUCCUUCUCCUCACUUGGGAAACAACGUGCAUGUGUGUGCUUCAUCCCCGCCCCCUCUUCUCCAAGAACUUACUUUUUCCUUUAAGUCUUUCCUUGUGUCUUCAAGAGCGAAUCAGUGCCGUACUGCUCGAUUGGAGUGGACUCUUCAUAGCAGCUGGUUAUCUUGUAGCCUUAAUUGACUUGACCGGACUCAAACCCAUUGGCACCAGGGGUUUUCAUUCCGUGUGUUCCGCUAACACAGACACAAAUACACACAAACACACACACACUGCCACGCCCCUGGCUUCUU